GAUGUGUUUUGCUCAAAAUACCAAACAGAUCACCCAUUCUAGUCAUGCAUCAAACCCCUCUAUUCCUAGUUAGCGACUUAGCGCUACUUGCUAAUGUAAACACAGACCAUAUGACUUCCAAAACACGUCGACCCCCAGGUACCCCCGUCCACAGGAAGGAGUCCCAGUUCCCUGACCCUCCUGUCAGAUCCAUCCACAGGAAGGAGUCCCAGUUCCCUGACCCUCCUGUCAGCUCCAUCCACAGGAAGGAGUCCCAGUUCCCUGACCCUCCUGUCAGCUCCAUCCACAGGAAGGAGUCCCAGUUCCCUGACCCUCCUGUCAGCUCCAUCCACAGGAAGGAGUCCCAGUUCCCUGACCCUCCUGUCAGAUCCAUCCACAGGAAGGAGUCCCAGUUCCCUGACCCUCCUGUCAGAUCCAUCCACAGGAAGGAGUCCCAGUUCCCUGACCCUCCUGUCAGAUCCAUCCACAGGAAGGAGUCCCAGUUCCCUGACCCUCCUGUCAGAUCCAUCCACAGGAAGGAGUCCCAGUUCCCUGACCCUCCUGUCAGAUCCAUCCACAGGAAGGAGUCCCAGUUCCCUGACCCUCCUGUCAGAUCCAUCCACAGGAAGGAGUCCCAGUUCCCUGACCCUCCUGUCAGAUCCAUCCACAGGAAGGAGUCCCAGUCAGUAUUUAACACUAUAUCACCUGUUAGACCUACCCAUCGAUCACUGCUCACAUCACCUUCAGACAUAUUGAAUGUUCUAUAUCUAAACCCUCGCAGCUCAGUCUCUCUGUGAAACUGUCUGGUGAUUGUUCAGAAACCAGCGUGAGGUUUAUAUUUCUCCCUUUGGUUCAAAUAGUGUUAAAGGUUCAAAUCACAGUCAAAGAUCUGAGUGUUUGGUCAUUUGUUUCACAAGAUCUGAGUCAUUCCAAUCACUGCUGGGUAGUUCAAUCUGUAAUGAAACAUCUCACUAUAUCAGUACAUUCACAUUGAUAUGAGAGGAAGUAUAUAGUAGCAGGAGAUGCACUUUAGUACAAGUAUCUUAAAGUGCAGUACUUGAGUUGAUGUACUUAGUUACUGUUGAUUGGCUUCUUAAAGGUUGAGAAAUCGGCUCGAGAUCGCUAGAAUUUGAAAAUACACAACCGGAGAAAAUCUGCCACUUCCUCACAGAGCCCCUCCUCCAACACACACGAACGCGCACAUGACCAAUGAGGGCACGAGAUAAGUUUGUGCACAGAUGGAAGGCUGACAGGCAGGUAGGCCAUCCAGUUAUUUUAGCCGGGCCGGCUCAGAUGAUUGGUCGUGCUUUUUACAGUACUACAGCUUCCACAGGUGAUAUUUAUUAUGGAUUUUUUGUCAAAGCACUUCAGAUAUUCAUUGCUAUCAGGAUGUUAAGAGCAUUCCAUGGAAUAUAACAACAAGUGUAUCUCGAGCCGGUUUCUCAAACUUACCUACCCCACCUUUAAAGAGCAGCAGAAAUGCAUCACAUUCUCAAAUGAUAUGAGUUUAUAAUAUAAGAUUGAAACGGCUCAUUGUGCACAAUGCCCUUUCAGAGUAUUACCUGUUAUGCUUCUUUAGAUCUGUUUUACCCAUGAGGUUUAUAAAGAGGGGAUUGUUCUCUUUCUAUAGCUUGUACAUUUCACCAAGUUAUCAAUAAAUAUAUAUUUUAAAUCAGUUAAUAAUGAGA
This is a messenger RNA of Trematomus bernacchii (emerald rockcod), 1667 nucleotides long. RefSeq names its product gamma-hordein-1-like. The transcript is spliced from 2 exons. Lineage: Eukaryota; Metazoa; Chordata; Actinopteri; Perciformes; Nototheniidae. Bases 45 to 776 code for a protein of 243 amino acids. The record is from RefSeq and is a predicted model, not a curated record.